AUGUCAUAUCGGGUACCCAUUUCGCAGGUAUUCCACAGCCCCAAAGACGUCAAAAUGCCCGCAACGCGUACACCCUCGUACACGAUGAGUAGUUUAACUUCAUUGGUAGAUGUUAAGCAGCCCGCAGCUUUUUCUCCGCGUUUCACAACAAGAUACUACCACCCAGAAGAUCCAGAUGAUUGCGGAGAUGGCAUCCCACGUGGGAAGUCAGGCCUUGGAACUCAGGACCGCGUCUUCAAGAAGGAAGGCACAGUCUUCGCGCUCGCCCGCGUGCCCAUUCUACAAACAUACAUUCAAGGCUCGAUGCAGACUACGAACGGCAUGUUUCAGUAUCAAAGACGUGCGGAUGAAGAGCGCCACCACUUUCGAGAGUUGACAAUUAAUUCUGGUGGCACUCUUCAUCCGCACGUCUUUGACGAUGAAAUUUAA
This is a messenger RNA of Letharia lupina, 429 nucleotides long. RefSeq lists its product as uncharacterized. The record is from RefSeq and is a predicted model, not a curated record. The transcript is spliced from 2 exons. The coding region runs from base 1 to 429 and encodes 142 amino acids. NCBI's taxonomy places the organism in Eukaryota, Fungi, Ascomycota, Lecanoromycetes, Lecanorales, Parmeliaceae.